UAAACCUCAAAGAAGAAGAAGAAGCGGAAUCAGCUGGAGGCAUAUCAGGACUAUUGCUGUAUUUAUCUUAUAUUUAUGAACUAACGUCAGUAAAGUAACGUAAAAUAUCGGUUUACGCUCUACUUUUGACGAGUGCCUUCGGUCAGUCACUAACUAACGUUAAAUGUUAUCGAUCAACGUUAGCAAACAGCGGAUCUCCCCCUUUAUGUUUUUUCAGCGAAACUAACGUUAACGUUACUCGAAAAGGGUGAGGAGCAGUGAAACAACAUCGACACACAGCCCGCAGUGUUUUCCAACCAGUCCGUCAGUCCUGUGGGGCAGCUCUUGUUGUAGUGAAGGGGCAGGAGGGAAUCCCAGCAGCCAGAGAGACAGCAGGACAGGCAGGACUCAGGAUGCCUCUAUUCUUCAGAAAGAGGAAACCCAGCGAGGACUCCCAGAAGAGACUGGAAUAUCAGCUGUGCCUGUCUAAGGAAGCAGGUGCUGAUGACAUCCUGGACCUCUCAGCUUGUGAGCUCUCAGAGGUUCCCUCGAGUGCCUUUUCCAUUUGCAAGGUGCUACAGAAGAAGGUCCUUAUUCUCCAUAACAAUGAGCUGAGGUCAUUGAUACCCAAAGGGUGUGACAUUAGCACCCUUUCCUUAAAGGUUUUGGAUCUGCAUGAGAACAAGCUUACCUCACUCCCAGAGGACAUUGGGAAGCUGGCGUCACUGCAGAUUUUGAAUGUAGAGAAGAACUGUUUGAAGGCCCUGCCAGACUCCAUUGGGGAUCUGCGGCUUCUUCAGACACUCAAUUUGAAGGGUAACUGUCUAAGUGAGCUGCCAUCCUCGUUUGGUUCUCUGAGCAGCCUGCGCACCCUGGACCUGAGUGACAACAACAUAGUCCAGCUCCCCAAAGCUCUGGCCUAUAUCCGAACACUAGAGAGCUUUACACUUGAUGCGGCGAUGAUGUCCUACCCACCUGCGUCUGUGUGUACAGAGGGGACGGAGAGCAUCCAACGCUUCCUGUGCACUGAGCUGGGAGAGGAGUACUGCCCCCCAUCCCAGUAUCUCCUGCCGGUGCUCGAGAACAACUGUGGCAAAAAGAGCUCUGACUGUUUGGAUGGCUUAGAGGAGGCCUGGCAGAAUAAAUUCAGUGACUACGAGAAGAGAAAGGAACAGAAGCAGCAAGAGAAGCUGGCCUUUGAGCGGCACCUGGAGGAGAGGCAAAAGGAGCACACCCAGCUUGUACUCAUGAACAACUCCCACAAAGAAAACAUGCUCAACUCAGUCCGACAGGAGCAGGAGCGUCUGGAGCAGGGGGUCAGCCAGCAGCAGAGGGCUCAGGAGGCAGAGAGGCUGCUGGUGCUGGAGAAAGUCCGACAAGCUGAAGACAGCAUCAGCAAUCGCAUCAGCAACAUGCUGAUGGACAAAAACAGACAGAAAAAAAGUGCAGAGUUUCUUCAAACCAUGGAGGAAAAUCGGAUUCAUAUGGAGCAUCUGGCUGCCAUCACACAGGAAGAAGCCAGUUCACUGAGGAAGAGGGACGUGGCAGCGGCCAUGCAGAAGAUGCUGUCAGACAGCUGUGCUAUGAGUCUCCUCCAGGAGGCCAGUGACUUUCGCAGACAGAACCUGGUGUCUGAGGCCUGCAGAAGUAUGGAGAAUUUGGACAAGAAGUUUGAUAAGAUGCUGUCCCUCCAAGUUUUGGACAAAUCUAAAGCCAUUGCCCACAUCUUACAGGAGGAGGAGAUGCAGAAAGCAGCGUUCCAGGCCCUGCAGCUGCAGAAAGAUGCUGUCCACGGCUACAUCCGCAACCAGAUCAAGCUCAUAGAGGGUGAAUUAAUGCAGCUGACUAAAUUGGAGAUUAAAAGACGCAGUCUGGAUGCUGAGAACCUGCAGGAGGUUCUGGUGGAGCAGCGCACAGCUCUCAGUGAUUUGUUGCAACAGCUGCUGAAGCAGAGAGACCAGAGAGAGAAGGAGCUGCGGCAGCUUCUGGCGGAGAUCGAGCUGAAGUCUGAGUCCAACCAGCAGAACUACUGGAUGAUCCAGUACCAGAGACUGUUGGAUGCCAAGCCCCUGUCACUGCGCAUGCAGGAAGCGGGCGUGGAGAAAGAGUUAGUCAACCUAUUGUGCAAACUGUCAGCUCAACACUACCUACCCAUCCUGGCUCAUCAUCGAGUGACAACUGAGGCCCUUUACCACAUGAACUCCGCUGACCUCAAGAAGCUUGGCAUCAAUGAAAUAGGAAUCCAGAAAGCUCUUCUGAACUGGGCUCGGGAACACCAUCUGGAAGCAGGAGCUUGUAAGGCUGUCCAGCAGGAUGAGGAGGCAGAAGUUGUCCCCACAGCUCCAUCCCUUUCCCCCCCUCCAUCGUUUCCCCACACCUCGAUAGUCCAGAUCCCCAGCCCGCCACUCACCCCGGGGACCCCUGUCACUCCCUCAGCCCCAAGCCCUGUGGAGGGACCAGGGAGCUCCGAGUGUGUGGUCUGCAUGGAGACCGGGUCUCAGGUCAUCUUCCUGCCCUGUGGUCAUGUCUGCUGUUGUCAGGUGUGCAGCGACGCCCUGCAGAACUGCCCUCUUUGUCGUAGCAACAUAUCCCAGCACAUACGCCUCUACCACGGCUAGAACCAGCUGUGCGACUCCUUCACUGACCACAGCGCUCUUUAUUUUUGCAUGAUAAUGAAGCUGCUGAGAGCUAAUCCUGUUAUGUAUAGAAAAGCUUUUAGCAGGUUUUCAAAGAGCUGAGCCACUUUAUGUAUUAACCAAACUACUUUGUGAUGUACAUGCAGAAACAAGUUUUUAAUAGAAUAAUUUUUAAUGGUGUUUUUGGUUGUCACUGGGGUCUAAGCCUGUUGUAUUUUGUUGUUCUUUUUAAAUUCUAUAAUUUAUUUUUUUGUAUUAUAUAUUAAGAGCCAUGUAGGUGGACUGACUGUUCUUUGCCUUAUUAUACCUUCUCAAUUGAUGUGUGCCUUUUUCUGGUAAUCUCUUUUUAAAAAAAUACUGUUUGUCUGUGUUGUCAACCAGAGUAACACCGGUCAACAGUUAUUAAGUUAACAUAAUCUAUUGAUUGUUAUUGUUUUUUGUUGCAUCAGUAAUGCAGCCUCAUAAUGUUAUCUGACAUGUCUUGGCCUCACUGCCAGAGGCUUUCCCUUCUCUUCCAGGUACCUGGAAUUCUUUAUCUAGUGUUAAUAUGGAUGAAUUACAUAUCGGUGCAUAUCAAGAUAAUUAGAGAAACAUGUUUCUGCCUGGGUCAGAAAUGAGCUGCUGGAUCCCUGUUACCACCCCAGUCCCCACACUUUCUCUAUUAUACUGCUGUGAUUCUAAUACUAUAUUACAUGAGCCCAGGUUUACUGUUUGGCAAUCUGAAAAACAAAGAAAUGUAUAAAUAUGCACCUUAUUAGCACUAUUGGAGUUCAAACGAUGAAGAUUGCAAAGGGAACUCAGUUGUUAUGUUUAUAUAUGUUUAGUUUUAGUUGUGAGUUCUCAUCCUGUUAAACAGAUGUAUAUUUUUUUUCUGUGGAUCUAGAGGGAAUUUUAAAUUCUAAGAAAGUAGUAACAGAAAGCCUGUCUUUCAAAGAAGAGGCAUGGAGUUUAAAGGACAUGAGUGUUGACCCAACAGGUGGGAUCUAAUAAAAGAGGCUGUUUUAUUAUAUGCUGUUUUUGGAGCUUGACACAUUCUAAUAACUACAGGAUUUCUAAACUUCUGCUUUGAUUUUUUCCCGUCAGUCUCACCCAUUCCCCCUGCUUUAUGAAAGUGCAAUACUAAAUUGAUAAAGUAGUCAUUUAAAACUACAUAUUAACACAGGGACUCUCUUUAAGUUGAUUGUGUGCUUUGUGGUGAAAAUGUUCCACUAUUUCCAAACAAAGUUAAGUUAAUUUAUCAAAUGAACACAACAGUUUGCCAAAAAGUCCACUUUAGCUUCUUUUCCAUUUGUCUCUGACAUAGUUUGGAUCACACUCUUUGAAUUGCUAUAGAUGGUACGUUCUGUACUACCAACACAUCACCUGUUUGUAGCCAUCACUAAUGCUAUCAUACUCUUCAAGUGCUCUUAACGUUGACAUCUUAGCAUGUUUCAGGAAAUAUCUUUACCUGUUGUAUAUGAGUCUGUUAAAUGUAGGUUGUAAGAGAUUCCACUUCUAUAUACUGUAAAUCUGACAUCAACAGACUGUGAUAUAAAAUAUAUGUGUGUCAUUUUCCUGUACUCACCAUUUUCCUGUGGUCAAUAUAAAAGCUUUGUGUUGCACAGACGCACUGCUGCUACACAGGCAGCAACAUUUGGAAAUACAGUAUUUAAACAGAA
Messenger RNA from Micropterus salmoides (largemouth bass), 4273 nucleotides. It is a transcript of the gene lrsam1, whose product is annotated as leucine rich repeat and sterile alpha motif containing 1. Lineage: Eukaryota; Metazoa; Chordata; Actinopteri; Centrarchiformes; Centrarchidae. The transcript has 25 exons. Bases 393 to 2597 code for a protein of 734 amino acids. Gene Ontology annotation, molecular function: protein binding. The record is from RefSeq and is a predicted model, not a curated record.